Messenger RNA from Blepharisma stoltei, 892 nucleotides. Lineage: Eukaryota; Ciliophora; Heterotrichea; Heterotrichida; Blepharismidae. The record is from the annotation of a GenBank genome assembly.
AUGCAAUACCCAGUGGUAGCUGUAGGUGAUGAUACUGGGCUUAUCAAAUGUAAAAACUUAUUUAGUUAUUGAUCAUAAUGGAGAUAUCAAGCAUAUUGGAACUCAAGAAAGAGGGGAAUCCGUUAAAUCUAUCAGUCGAUAUCAAGACAAAAUUUUAGUGGCAAGGAAGAAUGGAAAAAUCCAAACACUGGAUUUGGAAGGAAAUUUUACCGAUAUUCAGACGCCUACAAAGAGUGAGCUGGUAAAAACAAAAGUUCUGGAUGAGUUGGUAAUUUCGAUGUACACAAAUAAAUCCAUCAAAAUUGGAGAUGAAGAAAUCAAAACUAAUUAUAACGAAGCCAGAGAUUUUAGCAUUUUCGAUAAUUUUCUGGGAACUUGUGGUAAAGGCGAUGUUGUAGGAAUUUAUGACUUCACCACCAAGCAAUCAGUCUGGAAAGCCAGGCCUCAGGAAAGACAUGAAAAUGUAGUCGACAUGGCUUGCAUUUUAAGGGAUAAUAAGGAUUUUUUUGUUGCCACAGCUCAUAAUGAAAUGAAAUUAUAUGACAUAAGGGCACAAAGAAAAGCAGUAAAAGUCCAAAGGUUAAAUCCUAAAGAUUUAUCUUGUGAUUACGCAAUAAAUACCUUGGCAUUGUCAGAAGACAGAGAAUUUGUAUAUGCUGGAGAUACUGUUGGGCACAUUUAUAAAAUAAAUACACAAUUAACGACCAUUGGGAAAACAAAAGGAAGAAGCGUUGGGUCUAUUAGAUCUAUUGAAGAAAAUGAUGGGAUGCUUUACUCAUGUGGAUUAGAUAGAUAUUUAAGGAUUCACAACUCGCGCGCGUUAGAUCUCAUAGAAAAGCAUUAUCUAUGGCAAAAACUCAACGCUUUAUUAGUAAUUCCUGCCCCGCUUUAG